Aspergillus terreus NIH2624 is the source of this 2520-nucleotide messenger RNA. RefSeq lists its product as uncharacterized. Gene Ontology annotation, molecular function: protein binding; ADP binding. The coding region runs from base 1 to 2520 and encodes 839 amino acids. The transcript has a single exon. The record is from RefSeq and is a predicted model, not a curated record. NCBI's taxonomy places the organism in Eukaryota, Fungi, Ascomycota, Eurotiomycetes, Eurotiales, Aspergillaceae.
AUGUCCGGAGCAGAGUUCGUGGCUGUUAUUGGCGCUAUUUCUUCAGUUAUAACGAUUGUCGAAUCUUGCCACAAAAUCACAAAGAUUAUUCGGCAAGGGCCAAACGAGUUUCUUAAGAAUCUAGAGCCCCAUAUAGAUCUGCUGGCACACGACAUUCAGCAACUCAGACGCCUGGACCUCAGAUCUCCGCGUCACAUCUUUCUGAAUGGAGUACUUGGAGGUUGCAAAGGAUACCUUGAACAGCUUACAACACUUAUCGAAGAAUAUAAAGAAGCAACAAACACCAAUGUUCCUUAUUCAAAACGCUUUGUGAGAGCUUUGAGAGCCUCAAAGUUGCAGAAGGACAUUCAGAACACUUGGACGAUCAUCAGUGAAUACAGAUCGACAAUUACACUUCAUCUGGCUGUCCAUAACUCUAUAAACGCUCUUCCUGCUCCAAAUUCUGACACGAAAGGACUAUUCGGUUUGCCUCCAAGGAAUGACAAACAUAUCAGAAGGCAGAAUGUACUGGAUACAAUUUUACAUGCAAUACGCAACGACAAUUCGCGGUCAUGUAUCUUGUCCAUUUUUGGCGUCGGCGGAAUAGGAAAAACACAAAUUGCGCUUGACCUUUGCUACCAGGUACAACAUCAAUACUCGGUGGUCGUUUGGAUAAGGGCAGACUCCGAUGUGAGGAUUACAGAGAGCAUCACGAGUUUCGCCAACCUGCUUUCUAAAGGCGGGAGAAGUCUCUGUACGAUGGAGGAUAGUCUAGCCUUCAUCAAAACGGUUGCCAAAACAAGAACGCGGCCGUGGUUCUUCGUUUUUGACGACUACGGGUCCACAACAGCCCUUCCCAGUAUUUGCUCGGCCGUCAUGGAUGGUUGUCAGCAAGAUGUGGUCCUCACAACCCAGCGAGAUAAACCAUCUUGGGGUUCGGCCAUUGAAAUACCACCUAUGUCAGAAGACGAUGGAUUACAGCUCCUUUUGCGAGAUUCAUUAUUGUCAUUGGGUCCAGAUGACUUGAAUUCUGCUAGGCACUUGGUUAGAGACUUAGGCGGGUUACCUCUCGCGGUAGCUCAGAUGGCGGCCUACCUAAACAGCAGUGGAAAACCCAUCCAUAAUGUGCUUCAGGAAUUCUUAGGGACUCAGCAUACUCUGUCUCUCACUGAGAGACAAAGACAAAGUUCUUACUCGUCCUCACUUGAUGAUAGUUUCAAGCUCGCCUUUCAAGAAAUUCGCAUCGCCGAUACAAACUUAUUCGACUUCCUUCUGCAACUGUCAGUUUUUGAUCCUGAUGGUGUUAAUGAGAGCCUAUUCCAGAACUAUUUCUUGAGUUUGAGAUCUCGCGGUGAUUAUCUCCCUGGAUAUUACACGUUGUUCUGCCGCAACGGUGAAUGGAGCUCUGAACAAUUUCUCGAUGCAACAAUGAGACUCUCAGCUUUCUCUGUGAUUCAGAUGUCUAGUGAACGGGAUACUUUGCUGAUUCAAAUGCACCGACUUACCCAAGGAGCGUUGCUAAAGUCCGUUGACCAGAGCAUUUUGCUCAGGGAGGUCUUUCGAGCAGCAGCAAUCAUCAGUGCCAGCUUAUCUAUGGAAGAUUGGGAGGGCUUUGCGUUGAGCUAUAGAAGGUUACUGCUCGGGAACAUACGUCAAUGGGUCGAUAUGCGAACGUGCCAUAUAAAGACGCCUUCUCAUGUACGGAUGCACAGCGGCAUUCUCGAAGGAUAUCAAACUGACAUGGCAACAUUUCUGGCAUUCAAUGACGAAGAAGAACUUGCGGAAAGACUACUUCUGGAUGCCCUUCAACUCCAGUCGUCAGAACUGGGGGAUUCAGCAACGCUGACAAGCACAACGAUGGUGUCUUUAGCAAAUCUUUAUUUGGAAGCUACAGAUCUUGAUAAAGCGGAGACAUUCACGACGAGACUUGCUGAAGUGAACCAACAAGCAAACGUAUCUAAGCCUUCCCUCCAACUUGUGCCUUUGCUAUUGCGUGGGCAGUUAGAGAUGCGGAGAGGAGAGCUCGGGAAAGCUUUGCAAACAUUUCAGAACUGUUCCGAGUUCUAUGGGACCGCAUUUGGCGCCUACGAUCUCAUUAUGUCGGCAUUUCUUGUGAAUGGCGCUGAAAUCCUCCUUAUCCAAGGCGAGCUCGAAGACGCCUCCCAACUCCUUUAUGAUGCGCAGUGUAUCGCACAAGCAUCAACCGACUCCCUCAGUCUAACCUGCCGUGUCAAGUGGAAUAUUGCGCGUCUUUCAGCUCUAAAGGGUGAAUAUGUUCGAGCUGUCAGGAAUUACCAGGAUUUGAUCGAGGAUUGCAGACUCCGAUUUGGUACUCAGAAUCCCAGGUGGCGUACGCUGCACUGCGAGCUGGGCGAUGUCUACCGAGAAUUAGGGAUCCCUGCCAAGUCGGAAGACUGCUACCGCAAUGGGUCCGCUACAGUCGCGCGGAAAAGGAGGCCGGUGAAAGUAGAACCCACUGAUAUAUCACAGGCCCUCCUCCACGGUUGUUUUCGUGGUGGUAGGACUUUCCUUGACUGUUGA